This is a messenger RNA of Spizellomyces punctatus DAOM BR117, 1628 nucleotides long. RefSeq lists its product as uncharacterized. Lineage: Eukaryota; Fungi; Chytridiomycota; Chytridiomycetes; Spizellomycetales; Spizellomycetaceae. The transcript has 8 exons. The record is from RefSeq and is a predicted model, not a curated record. Gene Ontology annotation, molecular function: RNA binding. Bases 17 to 1540 code for a protein of 507 amino acids.
CUGGCUUUAUUCCAAUAUGGCUGCUCCUAUAAUACCGGCAUUUCAGUCUGUCGAAAAGCAGGUGGCAGAUAAGAUGCUUUACUACCUCUCGGACGAGGUACUAUCGUACGACAUACAGAUCGUCGAGGCGAUUACCAGCAAUGAGGGGAAUUGGAUUCCCUUGGAAAUCUUCACUCAAUCUCGUCUAAGAAUAACAAAAGACGACGCUGUGGUCGCCAACGCUGUCCGAACAUUCGCCAAAGAACUGGAGGUUAGUGAAGAUGGAAAAAUGGUUCGACGACGAAUUCCUCUACCCGACUAUGCAGAGAUCGACACAAGAACCGUCUACAUUGAGCGUUUACCACCUCGAGCAACAGAGCGACACAUUACGGAUCUUUUUUACCCCUUUGGUCGCGUCCAAAGGGUUAUUUUUUCAAAAAUGUACGGAGAUGAGUCAAAGCAUGCAGGUUUCGCCUUUGCGAUCUUUGAGAAAGCGUCGGACGCGGCUCGGGCGGUGGACGCUAUAGGAGGAAGAUUCCGGAAAAUGCUUCCUGACGUGGAUCUCAAGUCGUUUACUGAAGAAGAAGUCAACCUGGGGGGUUUAGGGGAGGUGAGAGUUAUGUCCAAGACUCAAUGGAGAGCCCUUACGAAUGAGUAUGCGGCACUUCUGAAGAGAAGAAAAGAGGAACUAUUUAACGUCAUCCAGGGCCAAAUGGGUACACACGAAAAGGCUGAAUAUCAAAGUAGGAUAGUGGCCAAGUUCUCGGGAGCACACAAGAGCACAACACCGAAAGUGCUGAAGCGCUUGUUUGAAAUGAUUGCUCCCGUAUCCUUCAUAGAUUUGAAUCGAAAUCAGGGUUCCGGCCAUGUUCGUUUCAAAACAUCGCAUGGUGCACGACUUGCUUUCGUGUUUUUCUCAAGAGAAUAUAUUGCCCAGACACAUAAGGACGACCUUGGAACCUUACUGCCGCGCCAGACAAAGAAAAAUAACCAGGAGAAGAGACAGCAGGCUGCAACGGAAGCCAGCGAAUGGGGUGAAUGGGAUGACGAGGCGAUGGAGGAAAUGGUUUCGGAGAAUGCAGAUGAAGCCCGUGAAAAAGAAGAUGAAGAGAAACCACCCAAGUGGCCAAAUAUUCAGCUUGAGAUACUGACAGGUCAAGCCGAAGUCGCCUAUUGGAAUCUGAUAUCACAACGGCAGCAACAAAAGGAAUGGCACCAAAGACAUGAAAAGACUGGAGAUACUACCCCACACUCAACAUCGGACGGGAUAGCAAAGACCCACGCACCAGCAGUUGCGCGGCGGCAUGUCAAGUUCGCGAGGAGCGAUGACGAGGACGAGUCUGAGGAGCGCAAUUUGGAGACAAGUACUGCCACACACACGCCCACUACACAUCUAAGAUUUGCAGAUAGCGAUGAGGAAGAUAAUCCAAAAGAUGCUAGCGGAAAAGUAGAGGAGGAACUCGGUGCAAGAGGGGAGAAACGGAAAUUGGAUGAAGCGGACGGGCUGAUGGCAGGUAUUGAGUUAAUAGAUGCAAACAAAAGACCACGGCAGAACAAGUAGUGUAGAAUCUUGUAUAUUGUUGAUCUCUCACGCACGUAUGUGAAUACUUUUUUUUGAAUGCAUUAUAAACCAAAGAGAAGAAAACGCA